This is a messenger RNA of Aspergillus costaricaensis CBS 115574, 3073 nucleotides long. Its product is annotated as dynamin-related GTPase MGM1. Gene Ontology annotation, molecular function: microtubule binding; GTP binding; GTPase activity. Gene Ontology annotation, cellular component: microtubule; membrane; cytoplasm. Bases 107 to 2866 code for a protein of 919 amino acids. Lineage: Eukaryota; Fungi; Ascomycota; Eurotiomycetes; Eurotiales; Aspergillaceae. The record is from RefSeq and is a predicted model, not a curated record. The transcript has 3 exons.
ACCUCACCAUCCCGAAGGUACUACUACCACCCCGUGGCUUUUCGCCUCGGAAAUGCCUAACUAGCCUUCUUCCGACUUUCUUGAUGUGUAUGUGAUUUCAGGAACCAUGAGCGGGAGAAUCCUCUCCCAUCGUCUUGUUCCGCUAUUGCGGACCGGUCUUCUGGCCCGCCAUGUUCAUAAUGCUGCCGCCAGGACCGGCGGUCUUCUUCGCUCCGAUGGCAGCGCCGCUCUACGUGGCCGGGCCUGGCCGGUAGGUGCGAAUGCGAUUCACAAUAAUGUGCCUGCUGUGCGGGCAAUCUCCUUUCACCGGAUACUCCCUAAGCUCGCUAUCAAGCUGGUACGGCUGCCGGCUAUGCUUGGGGGUGCUACGGUAGCGGGGCUAGCUUAUUUCCAGUACCAAGCUACACAGGCAGGAAAUUAUGCUAUCGAUUUGUUCAAACGUGCGGGGGAAACAGCGGGAGAUGCAGCUUCGAGCUUGUUCACGGAGAUUCAGGGCAUUGCCGAACAGACACAACGCGGAUGGCAAAGAACGACUGAUGCCGUGGAACUUCCGGAAUGGUUGCAGAGUAUCAUAAGUCCGAACGAAGAACCUCAGUCCGAUAAUGGUGGCCCUGGAGGAAAACGCCCGAAGGAGAGUCGUCUCGGUGCGGCGGCGGCUGGCGCUACUACUGCCGGAGCUUUCGGUUACGAUGAGUCUAAUGAGGAGGACACUCGGUCGGAAAGAAAGAUUGCGGAGGAUGACCAGAUGAUGCUUCUUACACGGAAGAUGAUCGAGAUCAGGAACAUCCUGCAGACCGUCGGCCAGUCGAAUACCCUGACACUCCCGUCAAUCGUGGUUAUCGGGUCUCAGUCUUCUGGCAAGAGCUCGGUUCUCGAGGCUAUUGUUGGACAUGAGUUCCUUCCGAAAGGCACCAACAUGGUCACCCGGCGGCCGAUCGAGCUGACCCUGGUCAACACACCGAAUGCGCAGGCUGAAUAUGGAGAGUUUCCGGCUCUUGGGUUAGGGAAGAUCACCGACUUUUCUCAGAUUCAGCGGACUUUGACGGAUUUGAACUUGGCCGUUCCGGAGAGGGACUGUGUUUCCGAUGACCCUAUUCAGCUCUCUAUUUACUCUCCUCACGUCCCUGACCUCUCUCUCAUCGACCUUCCGGGCUACAUCCAAGUUGCUGGACAUGAUCAACCCCCUGAGUUGAAACAGAAAAUCUCCGACCUCUGCGACAAGUACAUCCAAGCACCGAAUGUUAUUCUCGCCAUUUCCGCGGCCGAUGUCGAUUUGGCCAACUCGACUGCUCUUAGAGCCAGCCGCAGGGUAGAUCCCAGAGGUGAGAGAACCAUCGGUGUUAUAACGAAGAUGGACCUUGUUGAUCCCGAACGCGGCUACAACGUUCUUUCCGACAAGAAGUACCCUCUCCGCCUGGGCUACGUUGGUGUCGUUAGCCGGAUUCCUCAAACUACAGCACUUUUCUCCAGAGGCAGCGGAAAUAUCACCGGAGCUAUCAUGAAGAAUGAACACGCCUAUUUCUCUGCUCACCCGUCGGAGUUUGGUUCACAAUCGGACGUUUCUGUCGGUGUUUCGACUUUGCGCACAAAGCUCAUGCAUGUUCUCGAGCAGACGAUGGCAUCAAGCCUAGCGGGUACUAGGGAUGCAAUCAGUCAGGAGCUUGAGGAGGCAACCUAUGAGUUCAAGGUUCAAUACAACGAUCGUCCUCUGAGUGCAGAGUCUUAUCUGGCGGAGAGCUUGGAUAGCUUCAAGCACUCGUUCAAGGCGUUUGCUGAAAGCUUCGGCCGCCCUCAGGUCCGCGAAAUGCUCAAGAACGAGCUUGAUCAGCGGGUAAUGGACAUUCUGGCACAAAGGUAUUGGAACAAGCCGAUAGACGAUCUGUCUGCUCCGCUACCAGAACUGGAUCCGCUCAGUGACCUUGCCAAAGCUGAUCCGGAGUCACUGUACUGGCACCGCAAGCUCGAUGCUUCGACAUCUUCCCUGACAAAGUUGGGAAUCGGUCGACUUGCCACCACAGUGGUUGCCAACGCGAUCCAAACUCAUGUCGAUCGCUUGAUCGCCAACUCUACCUUUGCCACGCAUCCGUACGCUCAGAAGCAGAUCGUCGAUGCGUGCAAUAGUAUCUUGAACGAUCGAUUCUUCAGCACUAGCGAUCAAGUUGAAAACUGCAUCAAGCCUUUCAAGUUUGAGAUUGAAGUCGAGGACCCGGAAUGGGCCAAGGGAAGGGAAAAUGUCAGCAAAGUCCUCAAGGAGGAACUCAGAGCGUGCGAGACAGCCUUCAAGCGCCUUGAAGACUCCAUCGGACGGCGCAAACUCAAGGACGUCAUGUCCUUCGUCGACAAGGUGCGAAAGGGCGAGGUCUUCCUGGAAGGAGACGGCGCCGGCGGUGCUGGUGGAUUCAGCUCCGCCUUGUUGGCCCGAGGCCGUGAGAGCGUUUUCCUCCGUGACCGAGCUGACCUUAUCAAAAUGCGGCUCCUCGCCGUUCGCUCCAAGCAAUGUUCCUCCAAGAAGAACAAAUACUACUGCCCGGAGGUCUUCCUCGACGUUGUCGCCGACAAGCUCACCUCCACUGCCGUCCUCUUCCUCAACGUUGAACUCCUCUCCGAAUUCUACUACAACUUCCCCCGCGAGCUCGACAUGCGUCUAGGCCGUCACCUCUCCGACGCCGAAGUCGAGCGAUUCGCCCGCGAAGACCCACGCAUCCGGAACCACUUAGACGUCAUCAGAAAGAAGGAACUUCUUGAAUUAGCCCUCCAGAAGAUCGAAAGCAUCCGUCAACUCGACGGACGCGAAAGAAAGAACAGGAACUCAGAUCGCCCUGUAGGUAACCGGGAACAGAGGAAUCGUGGCUGGAACCUGUUCUAAAGGGAAAAAAUAACCAAUCAUUCAACAAUCUACUUAUCGACCUAGCGGCCUACCUAUUAAUCGAUUAGACUUUCUCUUCCUUUUCUGUUGUCUACCCACCUCCCAUAUUGUGUCUUCUGAAAGCUCGGCGAUAUCUCUCGGCUCUGCUUUAUAUUUAUACCUCUUGACAUGUUAUAUCACACAGCAAGCGUAUACAUUAUAUUCUCU